Messenger RNA from Lutzomyia longipalpis, 3137 nucleotides. It is a transcript of the gene Sobp, whose product is annotated as sine oculis-binding protein homolog. The transcript has 4 exons. The coding region runs from base 978 to 2465 and encodes 495 amino acids. Lineage: Eukaryota; Metazoa; Arthropoda; Insecta; Diptera; Psychodidae. The record is from RefSeq and is a predicted model, not a curated record. Gene Ontology annotation, cellular component: nucleus. Gene Ontology annotation, biological process: animal organ development.
CUACAGCAUGCGUUUCAAAUAUCACCCAAUGUAUUAGUUUACAACGAGCACUCGAACGCGGUGGAUGCUUCAACUUGUGCCACAAUGGUGCACCUUUUGCGAUAGAAGGAGAAGUUUGGUGGAUCCUUUUUUUUGUAGUAUUUUGGUUGAAAUUCAAUGCGCCAGGCUAUGGUGGAUGUGCGAGUGAGCAGUGUGUGUUAAAAUGCUUCUGGCGGAAUUCCAAAUGCACUUUGCAAUAAAUAAGAAAAUAUUCAGCAUCAUAUAAGUUUUAGUUUUGCGAAAGAAAAGCGCGCGCGAGUGUUUUCGUCGAUACAAAGUGCCGAAGAUGUGUGAAAGAGGAGGAAAUUAAAUUGAGCGCGAAAAACCCUUCUUGGUGGUGAAAGAGAAUUUAUGGGAAAUUAAUAAGCCAGCUCGAGUGUCACCAAACCCAAUUAAUUAGUCACCAGAUUUAUUCUUUUAUGCAAAAACUCUCUUGUUUGCCACAUCAGGAGGGGGUUUUGGGUUUGAUUUAGUGGUCGCCACCAACUACAACGUGAAGCACUCUUGAACAUGAAAGUGCAUCCACUACAAGAUAUUAAUCUUGCUAAAUUGUGAAAUUAGAUGUGAAAAAGUCACUCUAAAUAUAAAUUCUUCGACCUCAUCCUUUACCCCUCUUCCUUUGCUAAAAGCAUCGUGAUUUCUUCACAUAAAGCAAAUUUCAAAAAUUCUCAUAAGCUCUGUGUGUUUUAAUAUAAAGAAUUUUCUUCAAUAAGUGUGUGCGUGUAUUUUCAUUUCUAUAAAUAAAUCCUGUGAAUUUUGUGAAAAUCAUCCAGCAACUGUGUGUAUGCCCCCGCGGGUGUCCCUCUUGGAAAACAAAGAGAUUUUUUUGUAACUAGUUGAAGAAAAAUAAAAAGAAAAUCCCCAAAUCUCGUGGCCAGAACUGAGAGUGAGUUUUUUUGCCCCGUGCGACACUCCACGCGACGUUUGGCAUAUGAGGAAUGGCAGCAAAAAUAUCUCCACCGUCAGCUGUUGAAGUGAAGAAGGAGACACCAAAUGAUGAGAUUAAGGACUUUGCGGAGACUGCAAUGAAUGAACUUCUGGGGUGGUAUGGCUAUGAGAAUAGUAGCGGAGAUCGGACGAAGGUUAUCAAUUUGCGACACGUACGGAGUCAAAGUUCAACGCCAGAGCACGAUAGUUCCAGGGAGGAUUCCAGGAGUCCAAUGACUGCGUCGGAAAAAGAAGUGAUGGACUGUGGCUGGUGCCGAAGACCAAUGGCCAGCCAUUCACCUGGAUCCCUGGGUACACCAGAAGGCCCCCGUUAUUGCUCUGAGUCGUGCUUCUCUCAGAGUCGCCGUGCGUCAUUUAAGCGCGCCAAAACCUGUGAUUGGUGCCGCCAUGUUCGGCACGCUGUGAGCUAUGUGGAUUUCCAAGAUGGCGCGUCUCAGUUACAAUUUUGCAGUGAUAAAUGCCUCAAUCAGUACAAGAUGCAAAUCUUCUGCAAGGAGACCCAGGCUCACUUGGACAUGAAUCCCCACCUAAAGGAGAAGGGUGCCAGCAGUGGGAGUCUCAUUACGCCGGAAUUGUGGCUGAAGAAUUGCCGAAGUCGCUCGGCGUCACCAACAAGCGAUCGUAGUCACUCCGGGUCACCGAUUAGCGUUGGGACGCCGAGCAUUAGUAGUGUUACAUCGACUGUACGUCCUGUUAUUACCCUUGCACCCCCUUCGAAGCUUCUCAGCAACCCCCUGCACCUUGCUGGUCCCGUACGGGCGCCCAACAAGGGGUUGAAGAAGAAGAGAACAUCGCGUAUACAAAGCAUGACAACCAACAACAACAGCGUUCAGAUGCUCAACAAUAAUGCCACACCGAGCCAGAAACCAUGCACAAUGACAACAAGUGCACAGGAUUUACGUCUGCAUCCAAUGGCACCUGCUAUGCAACCUGCAGGUGCUCCUGCAGAAACACCUCCAGCUCCGCAGCAUCCUCCCAGUGGUUUUCAGCAUCAUCCCUUCAUGCCACCACCACCUAAUCUCUUCCCAAUGCGAUCUCCACGACUCCCGCCACCUUUCCCACCCCACACCCAACAACCCACCGAGAGUAGAAGCUUCCCAUUUGGACCACCCCCACCACCGGUUACAAUCCUCGUUCCCUACCCCAUUGUCCUACCCCUACCAAUCCCCAUACCUAUCCCUAUCCCCCUGAGUCAUUUUGCCAAGCUAAGUCAACCCACCGAGAGCGCAACAGGUGAAGCAGCGAAGAAUGUUGCACCAAAGCCGCAGGAGCAGCAGGAAUGUCCGGAACCGCUGGACUUCACCAAAGCACGAACGGAAGACAAGGAGGCGGAUGUGGAUCCAGAACCACCGGAGGAACUGAAGUUGCCAAAGCUAAAGAUAACGCGAUUGCAGACAAAACGCAAUUUAGCCAAAGAACUCGAGAGCAAUCGACCAUUGCGAAAAAGGAAGCGAGUCAUCGACGCCUCUAGCCACUAGGUAGCCUAGCUAGAUACAUCCUGACCAUUCAAUGGGCACAAAGUGGGAAUUUUUGGAAAUUUGAGAGAUUCUUAAGCAGAAGGAAUGCGUUUUAGUGAGAUGAGAAACUUGAGUAACUUUUUAAGACAAGAUUGGUUUGAUUUAGCAUACAGCAUAUGCUCAAAUGCUUGAAAACAUGAUUUAUCGUUAUUUUCUGUUUACAAAAGACUUUAAAUUUUUGAGAUUGGUGAACAGAACACGUAUUAUUCUUAACUAUUAAAUGAGCAAAAUGCACACAACACGUGAAACAUAUGCUUCAUGCUUUUAUCGAUUUGAUCUAUUAAUGAAAUCUUAUUUAUUUAUUAAAAAAUAAAUUAUAUGGGAAAGAUUUAUGAACUAUCUCCUGAAAAAAAAAUAUUGAAUAGGAAUUUUGACGCAUAUGCUUCGUGAACAAAAAUUAAAGUUGAAUCAUUAAGCGUAAAACAAAUGCUUUAUUGCAUCGAUAUUGUUUUUUUUUAAAUUUUAAAAUACUAAAUGAAAAAAAUUCAAGAGUUCUUAAUUUAGAAAUAAUUAAAUAUAAUUAAAAAAAAAAGAUUUGAUACAUAUGCUUCACGCAGAAAAAAUGCAAUAUAGGAUACGAUGGGGUGUGGUUUAUACAGUUUGAGAUAUCAGACCUACGUGAAAAGAAUAAAA